Molecule: messenger RNA, 429 nt
Organism: Durusdinium trenchii
Lineage: Eukaryota; Dinophyceae; Suessiales; Symbiodiniaceae
Source: the annotation of a GenBank genome assembly
AUGGGAGCUGCUGAUCCCAUGCCAGGCACCACCGCAGUGCCAGGUGACUUUGGCAGUGAAGCUGCUGCGGGUGGCACUGGCAGCACAGCAGGUGAGUUUCAAAAGCCUUUCGCAGACAAUGUCCAAAUCCAGAAGGAACAAGCCGCAGCUGUCCGUGUGAAUCAGAAUCCACAUCGCCAACCUGAGGCAGCUUCAUCAUCCACUCACAGCCAGGAUGCGGAGCACUUGGCCCUAUCAUCACGUGGAGUACCUCGAGCGCGCACUCGACAGCACCUGUCAGUAGAGUGCCUGUUCACAUUGGGGGCACGUGCCGUGCACCGGAGGCACAAGGUCGUUGGAACCCAGGCAGCCAAAAUGGCUGAUGAGGAUCCACAAAGCGUUUUUGUUCAAGCGUUUGUUCAUCGAUCGAAUUCACGGAUCCGAGCAUAG